CCAAGGCAAAAUGACUGACAGGAGUUAUGGAGUGUCUGUGUAUUUUUUCAUUCCUGUGCAAUAGCAUUUAGUCCUGGAUGGAAGAGUGUUAAGUUAUAGGCAAUGCUUAACUACAAGUCGAGCCCAUGGAUUACUAAUUAGCUGGUUUCCUAUUUCCGGUUUUAACAAUGCCUGUGAUGAGACUAACGGAUGCAUCCAUAACAACACUGCACUGCUGCACAACCCAGGAGCGGCCCGGUCACAUCAUACAUUGAUCAAGGUCAUCAUGUAUAGCAAGUGUGGGAGAUCUGAGACGUCCUCUGGUCCCAUGAGCAGCAGCAGCAUUACAGGUCUCUUGUCUGCACUCUGUGACUGCAGCCUGUCCGGAGUGUCAUGGAAGCGCCGCUCUUUUGGAAGUAUCUCCCGUGUGGCGCUCCACCGUGCCCUCCGAAGACGUGCCUACGCCACACUGCUUUCCAAACUUUUCCAGGAUGGCGCAUCCAAACCGACCUCGUCGAUGGCAAACGCUUUAGCCAACACACCCUCUUACAACAAAAUGCUUAUGAUCUCCUUUGACUUGCGUGUCUCAGGCCAUGCUGAGGACGCAGAAAGGCUCGAGGGCCUGCUGGGACAGCUGCGUGAAGCAGGCCUGUCCUCUGGACUGACUGAGCUUGACUCAGUGCUGGAGCUCUUGGCACAGCUGGCAGGGUCGGGUCCUCCACCUGUGUCCUCGUUCAGCAGGGACUGCAUGCGGCGUGAACGCCGUGUGCUGCGCAGACCUCCGCUGCCGGGUUACUUCAGCGAGGAACUGCAGAGGCUGGAGAGCAGGACCUGGGCUCUGGUGUGUGAGGAGGAAUGGGGAGCAUUCGGGGGAGUUUGUAGGACUCUCAGCAUAUUGGACGCUCCACCAGGGACUGGACUGUUUGGUUUGGAGAGGAAACCAGAAGGAGAGGAGAGGUUUGAGAGAGACACCAGACUGUCCCUUUUUGGAGCUCUGCAGCACUCGCGGACAGCAGAUUUGGACGUCCGGCUGGACUUGCCACCAGUGCCUAGUAAUGCCGAGGUCACAGGACUCAAUAUACGGGUUCCUCAGUGUUUGGAUCAGUCUGAGGAUGAAGGAUUCCUGUCUGCCUCCAAUCUGACUCCUGACUCGCAGUCUGAGCAGAGCCCCAGCCCUGAGCCUGAUGUCUGGGAGGUCUUGCGCACGUUUGUACCUGCUAGACGUCGCUGCUGGGAAAACGUAGGCUGUCCUCCAGGUCAGAAAGAGCCUCCGUAUCUGACAGAAGCAGGCAGAGACGCAUUUGACCAGUUGUAUCGGCUUUGGGAAGGCGAGAUGAGGAACAUGCUCUCCUCUCACACUCCCUCUCCUCUCCUGCCCCUGCCUCUGGACUGCCAGACUCAGCUAGUUAAAGACCUCCUCAACGUGCUUAUCGGGGUGGCUUCUGUUACUUUCCCCCUCAAUGAGUCAAGCGUUCAGUUUGAUGUGCGUGCGGAUGUGUGUGUGUCGGGAACAUCCCCGGAGAGCGUGUCGCGCCUGUUAGAGGAGCUGGCACAGUACGGCACACAUUACCUUCGCCUGAGCCGCUUCUCUCUGGGUUCUGCUGAUAAGAAAGGCCUGGUGUUUCAGGCAUUUACAGGUGGGCUGCGGCGUUAUCUGCACUACUACAGAGCGUGCGUACUAAGCACUCCAGCCUCUCUCAGCCUCCUGACCAUCGGCUUCCAUUUCCGCAAGCUGGGCCGACAGCUUCGGUACCUUUCUGAGCUUUGCUGUGUGGAUGGUGCAGCUGGUGCACGCCAGGCUCCGUUCCCUGUGGGUGUGAAGCUCCUCUCCUACUUGUAUAACGAAGCGCAGAGCAACUGCAGUAACGAGAACUACCCUGUGCUGCUUUCUCUGCUCAAGAGCAGCUGUGAGCCUUACACACGGUUUGUGUCAGACUGGGUGUACAGUGGAGUCUUCAGAGACGUGUAUAAAGAGUUCAUGAUCCAGGUGAACGAGGACUACCUCAGCUACAGAGAUAAGCAUUUCUGGGUGCAGGGCUACACUCUGAUCUCGCAGGAUGCGGAGGACUGCGUGCCCGUGUUCCUCCGUCAUAUCGCCAACGACGUGUAUGUCUGUGGAAAAACCAUCAACCUGCUGAAAAUCUGUUGCCCACAGCAUUAUAUCUGGUCGGAGGUGCCCGUGCCACGCAUCGCUGUGACAUUCUCACUGCGGGAGGUGGAGGAAAUUGAAAGAGAUUGCGCCGUGUACCGUGGCCGCAUGGAGACCAUCGCCAAGCACAGCGCCAUCAGCAGAGAGGAGCAGGCGUUGCGGACCGAGCUGGCACGCCAAGAGCUCAUCAAUCAGGUCAGGGAGUCGGCAGCCAAGACGCUGGAGAGCAUCCGAGGCCGUCAGGUGUCACAGCGUCUGGCUGAGGAGGCGAAGAAGAGAGAACGCUUUGAAGAGCUGAGGCAGCAGUUAGAGCUCGAUCAAGAGUGGCGCAAUGCUAUCAGAAGGAAGGAGCAGGAAGAUGAGUACAGUUUUGCCCGAGAGCUUAGAGACAGAGAACAGAGGCUGCAGGCCCUCGAGGAGCAGCUGGAGCGCAGGGCACGCAUGGACCUGAUAGCACAGUACAGUCGUCUGUCUGAGGAGGCAGCAAAGAAAGAGCGGAGGGCAAUGUGGAAAGUGCAGAGGAUGAGACUACAUGAAGCUAGAGUGGACUUCCUACUGCAGGACCAACACACCAUACAGGCUCUGCUUGCGAGAUAUCCUUUAGGACAGGAAUGCCCCAGUCAGGUUCCAGCUCUUACGAAGAAACCACCUCAGGAUCAGCAGGAAUCUCACACUCCUGAGAUACAAAUGAAAAAUCUGACCAUGGAGCAGGAGCUCACCGCUCCUUCUGAUUUGAUUUUGCCUCCCCCUUGCCCGCCUGCAGUUCUCUCCCCCUCCACCAGGAAUGUUGACGCUCUGAUCUCAGAACAAAUAGACAUUACAGACUUCCUUCUGAAACCUCCGCAUCCCACGGACAGUUCAGCAGUAACCCGGGCUCUACAGGACAUUAGCUGUGACCUCUCAGAAUUCUCCAGAAACCCUAAUUCAGACUAUGACUUCUCCUCCCCCUACAGCCCUCUGGAAUGCCUUAGGCCCCAGUCACACUCUGCUCAUCCCUCCCUCUCCCACAAAGUCCCAGAGCCUGGGGCAAGUCAACAUGGCCAUCCUUCACAGAAUUCACUUCAUCUGGAGGAUAGUGCUGCCUCGAGGCACAUGUCGCAAGCUGGUCCGAGUGAAUUAGAGCCAGCGAAAGAGACAGAAGCACAAAACAUGACCCCAGAUAAAUGUCAGGAGACAAACAAACUGCCUAAAGAGAAGAUGUUACAUGGAGAAGACAAAGAACCUUCAGCAAGUGGUGUGGAGUUGGAGCCAAAACCACCAAUGAAUAGCAUAGCAGAGGAGGCCAAAUCUAGCGAGCAGCUUUUUCAGCCCCUUCGGAUAACAGCUGAGCAAAUUCCAAUAGAUCUCGUGCUGAUCACUGGUAGUUGCCAAGACUCUGAUGUCCAAAGCAAAUCUAAGAAUAAUGUCUCAGGGGUACCUAGUGUUUCCUCCUCCAAUACUGCCCAGGGCCAUUCCUUUAAUGCUAACAUAAGGACUGGUGGGCUUUUUUCUGAUGCUAUCAUGGUUCUUCCCUUCCCAAAUAUCCAUGGUCACAUUUCUGAUGCUCAUAUUAAAGUUGGAGAGCUUGUUUCUGAGGUUACUGUGGCUGUUCCCUCCCCAAAUAUCCAUGGUCAUGUUUCUGAUGCACAUAUUAAAGUUGGAGAGCUGGUUUCUGAGGUGACAGCACCCACUGCAUCUCACACUGUUCAUGGCCAUGUCUCUGAUGCCCAUAUAAAGAUAGGAGAGCUGGUUUCUGAGGUUCUUGCUCCUCUACCUUCACAAAAUAUCCAUGGUCAUGUCUCUGAUGCUCAUAUAAAGAUUGGUGAGCUUGUUUCUGAAGUAUCUACCCCAACCCCUUCCCCUAAUAUCCAUGGCCAUGCCUCUGAUGCUCAUAUAAAGAUUGGUGAGCUUGUUUCUGACGUAUCUACCCCAACUCCUUCCCCUAAUAUCCAUGGCCAUGCCUCUGAUGCUCAUAUAAAGAUUGGUGAGCUUGUUUCUGAGGUAUCUACCCCAACCCCUUCCCCUAAUAUCCAUGGCCAUGCCUCUGAUGCGCACAUAAAGGUAGGCGAGUUCAUCUCAGACGUUGCUCCGUCUCGCCCUCGUUGGAGCAAACAUGGCCACUCUUCAGACAGCACUCUUAAAGUGGGCUGCUUGAUGCCAGAAGCUGAACCAACACAUUCCCCGUUGCCAGGCAGUGCUUAUGGUCACUCAUCAGACUCCACGCUAAAGGUUGGCUGUGUCGUAUCUGGUUCAGACCCCCUGCCUUCCCCACUCCCUGGUAGUACAUAUGGGCACUCGUCAGACUCGACACUGGGUAUAGGGUGUGUGGUGAUGGGGCCACAGGACCCUAAGCAGCCCCCUCUCCCUGGUAGUGCCUAUGGACAUUCCUCUGACUCUAGCCUGGGUGUAGGCUGUGUGGUGCAAGGGAUCAAGCCUGGAAGCUCUUAUAGUGAAGCCUCUCAAACAGGACCCAAACUUCCCACAGAGGACAAGAACAAGCAAGACAGCCAAGAGACACAGGAUGUUCCCCAAACUCAGCUGCUCACUCUGGGUGAGGGUCUCGCUGCCUGGGCCCGGGGUCUCGGACUGUCCCCCUCAGAGAGACCAGAGGACGACUAUCUCCUCAAGCUGGCCUCUCAGUACCACGCUGAGCAGUACGAGGAUUGCUACAGGCAAAUGAAGUCGGCCCCCGAAGCCCAGCUCCUGCAGCAGGUGACCCGUGGGCCGAACGUUCUCCCAGCAGACUCGUCUCUGCACUGUGCUACAGACUCGACUGCCGUGCAGCUCAGCGAGAUGAUGCCCCUCCCUGUGCUCAUGAAACACUCCGUCACGACCCCACUCAUCACACACUUGUCGAUGGUGAAUAAGGCGGUGGUGGAUUAUUUCUUUGUGGAGCUGAGAGUGGAGAAGCACUUUGAAGCUUUGAGGCAUUUCCUACUGAUGGAAGACGGGGAAUUUGCUCUGUCGCUCACAGACCGCCUCUUUGAGAAGUUGGGCAGUGGGCAAACCCCUGGUGAGCUGCUGACACCCCUGGUGCUGAACUCCAUCCUGAACAAGGCCAUGCAGUACAGUGUGCACGGUGACAGUGAGCUGGCUAAUAACUUCACGUUUGCGUUGCGCUACCUGCCCGAGGUGUUCCAUCCCCAUGCUCCCGACUCACUCAACUGCCUCGAGCUGCGCUACAAGGUGGACUGGCCUCUGAAUAUCAUAAUCACGGACAGCUGUGUGAAUAAGUACAACCGGCUCUUCUCCUUCCUGCUACAGCUCAAACACAUGGUGUGGUCUCUCAGUGAUGUGUGGUUUCAUCUCAAACGCACAGCUGUGGUAAAGGGAGCAGGACGCUCAGUACAGUUCCGUCAGCUGCAGCUAUACAGACAUGAGAUGCAGCACUUUGUGAAGGUGAUCCAGGGUUACAUCGCUAAUCAGAUCCUGCAGGUCUCCUGGAGUGAGUUCACACAAAAACUGAGCAGUGCCAACGACCUGGAUGCCAUCCACCACACACACGCAGAAUACCUCAACAGGGCCAUCUUCAGGGCUCUGCUGACGGAGAAAGCCGCUCCGGUGAUGAACAUCAUCCACAGCAUCUUCAGUCUGAUCCUGAAGUUCCGCGGCCAGCUGAUCGCUCAGGCGUGGCAGAGUCAGCAGGGCGAGACGGUGCACCCGAGCUUCAUCGCCAUGCAGCAGUCUUACAACACAUUCAAAUACUACUCGCGUUUCCUGUUCAAAGUGGUUUCCAAACUGGUUGAUAAAGGCUACCAGCCUCAUUUAGAAGACUUCCUGCUGCGUCUUAACUUCAACAACUACUACAAGGACUCGUGAUGUGAUGCAUUUAUGCCUCUCGGUGAGAAAUAAGCAUGAAAUGGACUUCAGCCUCACAGGGAAGUCAGGGAGGCUUUCUGGAUGCAAAUGAUCUGCUUCGAGACGGUGGAGCAAUGAGAGUGUACAGUGCUAUAAAGUAUUAUAGCAGUGAGAGAAACAUGUGAUUAGCAGUUCACUUUUAUAUGGUCAGUUCAGGAUUCAGGAAUUUACUGAAUUAUGGAAUUAAAUUGACUUGAGCAUCUCUUCACUCCUGGACAUUGAGCUUAUGUCAUAUUCAUGUUUUAUAUUUAAAUAAAACCAUCAAACUCG
This is a messenger RNA of Neoarius graeffei (lesser salmon catfish), 6235 nucleotides long. It is a transcript of the gene tubgcp6, whose product is annotated as tubulin gamma complex component 6. The record is from RefSeq and is a predicted model, not a curated record. NCBI's taxonomy places the organism in Eukaryota, Metazoa, Chordata, Actinopteri, Siluriformes, Ariidae. Gene Ontology annotation, molecular function: microtubule minus-end binding; gamma-tubulin binding. Gene Ontology annotation, cellular component: gamma-tubulin complex; centrosome; spindle pole. The coding region runs from base 266 to 5926 and encodes 1886 amino acids. The transcript is spliced from 25 exons. Gene Ontology annotation, biological process: cytoplasmic microtubule organization; meiotic cell cycle; microtubule nucleation.